Messenger RNA from Spirodela intermedia, 813 nucleotides. Lineage: Eukaryota; Viridiplantae; Streptophyta; Magnoliopsida; Alismatales; Araceae. The record is from the annotation of a GenBank genome assembly.
AUGAAGGCGGAGGAAUGCGACGACGACGGCGAGAUCGGUUUCCUGGCCGUCCUGCGCCGUGAAGAUGGCCGGAGCCAUGGGGAGAAGCCGGAGGAGAUGGGGAACCACUCGCCGGGAGACGAGCCGGAGCAGCGGCACUACGAGCUCGGAUCGAUCGGCGCGGUACUGACUAUACGACAGCUCCCAUCUCAGGGACUCUCCUUCCAGCUCUGGCCCGCGGCCUCCUCCCUCGUCUCCCUCCUCGAUCAGAACCCCUCCCUGCUCCUCGCAUCUCUCCCCACGAGCCGCCGCUGUCUCCCCAAUCUGAACAUCUUGGAGCUCGGAGCAGGCACAGGGCUAGUAGGCAUCGCCGCCGCCGCCGUGUUGGGUGCCCGCGUCACCAUCACGGACAUGUCGCACGUCCUGCCCAACCUGCUCUUCAACGCUCAGGCCAACGCCUGCGCCGUCGCGGCCCGAGGCGGCGUCGUCGAGGUGCGGCAGCUCGAAUGGGGUCGUCACGAGGAGGACGCCGCCGGCCUCGGCGGCGCGUCGGAGAAGGACGCCCCAGCGUUCGAUCUCGUCAUGGCCUCUGACGUGGUCUACCACGACCACCUCUUCGAUCCUCUGCUGCAGACGUUGCAGUUCUUCGUCACUGGGGAGGUUGUGUUUGUCCUGGCCCAUCUGAGGAGGUGGAAGAAGGACGCGGUGUUCUUCCGCAAGGCCAGGAAACUCUUCGAGGUCUCGGUGAUCCACACCGACCCCCCUCUACCGGGUUCCAGAGUGGGGAUCACCGUCUACCGCUUCGUCCAGAAAGCCCGUGCCGCCGGCGGAUAA